AUCCUGUUGAAGUCUAACAUCUUGUCUCGGAUACAAUCUUUGGCUGUUGCUCAAGUGACAAAUAGUGACGUCAAACGAAACCCCUCCCCUAUCCAUGACUCCUCUUCCUCAAUUGAACACCUGAGCCUCAAACUCACCUGUGCCCAGGCGAGAGUAUGAGGAGGUAUUCAGGUCUGAGGAGGUCUGAGGAGGUGCUCAGUUGAGAGGAGGUGCUCAGGUCUGAGGAGGUCUGAGGAGGUGCUCAGUUGAGAGGAGGUGUGAGGAGGUGCUCAGGUCUGAGGAGGUGCUCAGUUGAGAGGAGGUGUGAGGAGGUGCUCAGGUCUGAGGAGGUGGUCAGGUCUGAGGAGGUGCUCAGUUGAGAGGAGGUGUUCAGGUCUGAGGAGGUCACAGUGACUGAAGGACUCUACUUUUCCUCCUGUGGAUGUGUCAACAGCAGCUAAAUGUAGGAGAAGAGUUUGACACCCGUCCUAAACCGCUGUGAGGGCACAGGACGUGAGAGGGUCGUGCCAGGAUGAGGACAGCACUCGGGUUGGCUCUGCUCUUGCUGCUGUCUGCAGCUGUUGAGUCCAACAGCAUGUCUCCACCAGGGAAACCAGUCCUCCUCGGCUGCAGGUCACCUGAGAAGGAGACAUUUACCUGCUGGUGGGAGCCGGGCUCUGACGGCGGGCUGCCGACUAUGCAUCGCUUCUUCUACGAGAGAGAAAGACUGGAGGGAACACACGAGUGUCCUGACUACCUCUCUGCAGGGAAGAACUCCUGCUUCUUCGACAAGGGCCACACCUCCAUCUGGGUGGAUUAUUAUCUGACAGUUGUGGCCUCCAAUGCAUUAGGGAACGCCAGUUCAGUCCCCCUUAAGAUCGAUGUCAUGGAGAUUGUGAUGCCCGACGCUCCUGGAAACAUCAGCCUGCAGGUGAUGAAGAGGGAGGACCACCCGUAUCUCCACGUCCGGUGGGAGAGUCCCCAAAACACAGACAGCCAGUCAGGAUGGGUCACCAUUAAAUAUGAACUCAGAUUUAUACAAGAGGACGACAGCGAGUGGAAGGAGUACGCGUCAGGAACACAAACCCAGUUCAACCUGUACAACAUCGAUCCCGGGUCGACCUACGUGGUUCAGGUCCGCUGCAGGCUAGACCACAGCUCCUGGAGCGAGUGGAGCAACUCUACCUCCGUGAAAACCUUUAACUAUCGUCAGAGGGAGAAACCCUUCUGGAUAUUGCUCUCCAGCCUCUCUACAGUGCCGUUUCUAACACUGUGUGUCUUGGUCAUGAAGAGGAAACGUGUGAAGCAGUGUCUUCUGCCUCCUGUUCCUGGUCCAAAGAUACGAGGAAUUGAUGUUCAGCUUCUCAAGAGGGGACGAUCUGAAUAUGUCAACAACGCCCUGAUCAUCAACCAGACCUUUCCUUCUGUGUCAGCCUGGAAGGAAGAGAGCGAGGAGUAUUUAAUCGUGUCUGAUGACGUGCGUCUGCCCGACUUGUCCAGUUCUCAAAAAAGGAAGAAAAGCUUGAGUAUUGCUGCCGGCCUCCUCUUUGACUUUGAAAUACACUGCAUGGAGCUGUCCCCGAGCCAAAUGGACAGGGAGAAGGCCGAGGAAAGAAAGAAUGAAAUAAAUAACUUUGCAAACAGCAGUGCAUCUCUCUCGGGAGUUGGUCUACUUAACAAGAAGACACUGCCAGAGGCCGCAGAUCAGAGCAGUGUCCAGCUUCUCUCAAUCUGCGGUUACGUGGAUAUUCAAAGACAUAACAGCCUGCAGGAGGUGGACUACACCAGAGUGAAGGAGGUGAACGGUGACAAUAUUCUCCUCCUCCAUAAAGACAGAGUCCAUGGCUGUGAGGAUGUUCAGACGCGAGAGGAGAACAUACCAAAGGACUACAGCAGGGUGGAGGAGGUGGUCAGCAACAAUCAGCUCCUCCUGCAGACACAAAGCACCUCCUCUGACUCCUGGAAGAAGAGUGAGCGCUACACAGUGUUCACUAAUAAGAAGUCGAGAAAUCCUCAUGAAACUGAAGCCAGUGUUACUAAAGUGGGCCCAGAACUAAUCGUUGGUGAAUAUGUUGAUACCUUCCCAACACCGCCUCUAAUGUAAAGUGUUAUUUCACAUGAAAUGUAGAAAAUAAAAAAGACAGAUGAACCAAGUGAUUUACAAAGAUUUUUAACAAUUAAAUGAGCCGUAUUCUGCUCAUAUUCAGGUUAAUAAUUUGUUAUUACUUGAAAAGGUUUACAAGCUCUAAUGUUCAAAAACAACACAUCACUUUCCUCAGACUGUCCAUUGCUGCACCGCCUCUUUUCACCCCCUCUGUGAAACACUUGAUUUCAGCUCCUGUCUCUUUAAAGCCUUCCGAUUAAACCAAGUCUGCUCUGAUUGGUCA
Molecule: messenger RNA, 2366 nt
Organism: Platichthys flesus (European flounder)
Lineage: Eukaryota; Metazoa; Chordata; Actinopteri; Pleuronectiformes; Pleuronectidae
Gene: prlrb
Product: prolactin receptor b
Exons: 9
Coding region: 512-2083 (523 amino acids)
Biological process (GO): cytokine-mediated signaling pathway
Cellular component (GO): external side of plasma membrane; signaling receptor complex
Molecular function (GO): cytokine binding; cytokine receptor activity
Source: RefSeq, a predicted model, not a curated record